This is a messenger RNA of Hippopotamus amphibius kiboko, 1279 nucleotides long. RefSeq names its product homeobox protein NANOG-like. The coding region runs from base 1 to 903 and encodes 300 amino acids. The transcript has a single exon. Gene Ontology annotation, molecular function: RNA polymerase II cis-regulatory region sequence-specific DNA binding; DNA-binding transcription factor activity, RNA polymerase II-specific. Gene Ontology annotation, biological process: regulation of transcription by RNA polymerase II. Lineage: Eukaryota; Metazoa; Chordata; Mammalia; Artiodactyla; Hippopotamidae. The record is from RefSeq and is a predicted model, not a curated record.
AUGAGUGUGGACCCAGCUUGUCCCCAAAGCCUGCUUGGCCACAAAGCAUCUGAUUCUAGCCAAUCUUCCCCAAUGCCUGAGAUUUAUGGGCCUGAAGAAAAUUAUGCAUCUUUGCAAAUGUCACCUGCUGAGGCCCUCAACACGGAGACGGUCUCUCCUCUUCCUUCCUCCAUGGAUGUGCUUAUUCAGGACAGUCCUGAUUCUUCCACAAGCCCCAGAGGAAAACUACAGCCCACGUCUGCCGAGAAGAGCACAGAGAAGGAAGAGAAGGUCCCGGUCAAGAAACAGAAGAUCAGAACCGUGUUCUCUCAGACCCAGCUGUGUGUGCUCAAUGACAGAUUUCAGAGGCAGAAAUACCUCAGCCUCCAGCAGAUGCAAGAACUUUCCAACAUCCUCAACCUUAGCUACAGAUUCCAGAACCAGAGAAUGAAAUGUAAGAGGUGGCAGAAAAACAACUGGCCAAGGAAUAGCAACAGUGUGACUCAGGGCCCAGCAACUACAGAAUACCCAGGCUUCUAUUCCUACAACCAGGGAUGCCUGGUGAACUCUUCCACAAACCUGCCCAUGUGGGGUAACCAGACCUGGAAUAACCCAACUUGGAGCAACCAGAGCUGGAACAGUCAGCCUUGGAGCAACCACCCCUGGAACAGUCAGACCUGGUGCCCUCAAGCUUGGAAUAACCAGACUUGGAACAAUCAGUUCAACAACUAUGUUGAGGAAUUCCUGCAGCCCCAGAUCCAGUUUCAGCAAAAUUCUCCGGUCAGUGAUUUGGAGGCUACCUUGGAAAAUGCUGGGGAAAGCUAUACCCUAAUACAGCAAACAGCUAAGUAUUUCAGUUCCCAGCAGCAAAUCAUGGAUUUAUUCCCAAAUUAUUCUAUGAACAUACAGCCUGAAGAUUUGUAACGAUGGCUGUGUUAUUCAGCCUUAAUUUCAGCAGUGACUAUAUUCUCUAAAAUUUUUCUUUUAGAAUUAUGUAUCUCUCUGACUUGAUAAGCUGCUUUUCAUUAUGCCUUUUGUGUCAGUUUGGGGGGGUAUGAUUGGAAUCUAAUCAAAGAGGUUUCAGAAGCAUGGGCUUCUACGGACAACAUGAUAAAAGAUGUCUGGCUAUAGAUAACUAGAUUAUAAUACUAUUUUUUGGAUAGCUUUAGGAUCUAGAACCUAAAAAAUACAAACUAUGUGACGAAGGAUUGUUCAUAUUUUCUGGGAUGGGUAGGCUUUACUUGUUAAGAACCUCAGUUGUGUUAAGGUGAAGGGUUAAGCUACAAUGUGCUUUACAGAC